Molecule: messenger RNA, 4302 nt
Organism: Acanthisitta chloris (rifleman)
Lineage: Eukaryota; Metazoa; Chordata; Aves; Passeriformes; Acanthisittidae
Gene: MYH7B
Product: myosin, heavy chain 7B, cardiac muscle, beta
Exons: 30
Cellular component (GO): myosin complex
Molecular function (GO): cytoskeletal motor activity; protein binding; ATP binding
Source: RefSeq, a predicted model, not a curated record
ACUCUAAGCGGAGAAUCUGGUGCUGGUAAGACUGUAAACACCAAGCGAGUCAUUCAGUACUUUGCCAUUGUCGCAGCCUUGGGCGACACACCCGGCAAGAAAUUAGCAGCUCUUGCCACUAAAACUGGGGGCACCCUCGAAGAUCAAAUCAUUGAGGCUAACCCAGCUAUGGAAGCUUUUGGCAAUGCCAAAACCAUAAGAAAUGACAACUCCUCCCGUUUUGGCAAGUUCAUCCGGAUCCACUUCGGCCCCUCCGGGAAGUUGGCCUCUGCGGACAUUGACAUCUAUCUUCUGGAAAAAUCCAGAGUGAUUUUCCAGCAGCCCAAAGAGCGAAGCUACCACAUCUACUACCAGAUCCUCUCUGGGAAGAAACCAGAGCUGCAAGAUAUGCUGCUGCUCUCCCUCAACCCCUAUGACUACCACUUCUGUUCCCAGGGGGUGACAACUGUGGACAACCUGGAUGAUGGCGAGGAGCUCAUGGCAACAGAUCAUGCCAUGGACAUCUUGGGCUUCAGCAAUGAUGAGAAAUAUGGCUCCUAUAAAAUCGUGGGGGCUAUCAUGCACUUUGGCAACAUGAAGUUCAAGCAGAAGCAGCGAGAGGAGCAGGCAGAGGCUGAUGGCACUGAAAGUGCUGACAAAGCUGCCUACCUGAUGGGAAUCAGCUCAGCUGACCUCAUCAAAGGGCUGCUCCAUCCUCGGGUCAAAGUGGGCAAUGAGUAUGUGACCAAAGGUCAGAAUGUGGAACAGGUGCUGUAUGCUGUGGGAGCCCUGGCUAAAGCCACCUACGAUCGCAUGUUCAAGUGGUUGGUGACAAGGAUCAACAAGACCCUGGACACCAAGCUGGCCAGGCAGUUCUUCAUUGGAGUGUUGGACAUUGCAGGCUUCGAGAUUUUUGAUUUCAACAGCUUUGAGCAGCUGUGCAUCAACUUCACCAAUGAGAAGCUGCAGCAGUUCUUCAACCACCACAUGUUUAUCCUGGAGCAGGAAGAAUACAAGAAGGAAGGCAUUGAAUGGGUCUUCAUUGACUUUGGCCUGGAUCUGCAGGCCUGCAUUGACCUGAUUGAGAAGCCAAUGGGAAUCCUGUCCAUCCUUGAAGAGGAGUGCAUGUUCCCCAAAGCCUCUGACAUGACGUUCAAAGCUAAGCUCUACGACAACCACAUCGGGAAGUCGCCCAACUUCCAGAAGCCGCGGCCGGAUAAGAAGCGGAAAUACGAGGCCCACUUUGAGGUGGUGCACUAUGCUGGUGUGGUGCCAUACAACAUCGUUGGGUGGCUGGACAAGAACAAGGACCCUCUGAACGAGACAGUGGUGUCUGUCUUCCAAAAAUCCCAAAACAAGCUCCUGGCCUCCCUCUAUGAGAACUAUGUGAGCUCUACUUCAGAGGAGCCUCACAAGCCAGGGACCAAGGAGAAACGUAAAAAGGCAGCUUCUUUCCAAACAGUGUCACAGCUGCACAAGGAGAAUCUCAACAAGCUGAUGACCAACCUGCGCUCCACUCAGCCCCACUUUGUCCGCUGCAUCAUCCCCAACGAGACAAAGACCCCAGGAGCCAUGGAUUCCUUCCUGGUGCUGCACCAGCUGCGCUGUAACGGUGUCCUCGAAGGAAUCCGCAUCUGCCGCAAGGGAUUUCCCAACAGGAUCCUCUACGCAGACUUCAAGCAGCGUUACCGUAUCCUGAAUCCAGCAGCCAUUCCAGAAGACAAGUUCGUGGACAGCAGGAAGGCCACGGAGAAGCUGCUGAGCUCCCUGGAACUGGACCGUGCACAGUACAAGUUUGGUCAUACCAAGGUGUUUUUCAAGGCUGGUUUGCUGGGCUUGCUGGAGGAGAUGCGAGAUGAGCGUCUGGCCAAGAUCCUGACUAUGCUGCAGGCCAGAAUUCGUGGGCACCUCAUGCGUGUGGAGUAUCAGAAGAUCAUCAGCAGGAGGGAAGCCCUCUAUACCAUCCAGUGGAACAUCCGGGCCUUCAACGCUGUCAAGAACUGGUCCUGGAUGAAGCUGUUCUUCAAGAUCAAACCUUUACUCAAGUCUGCUCAGACUGAGAAGGAAAUGUCCAACCUGAAGGAGGAGUUCCAGAAGAUGAAAGAGGCUCUGGAGAAGUCUGAGGCUAAAAGGAAGGAGCUGGAAGAGAAGCAGGUCUCCAUGAUCCAGGAGAAGAAUGACCUGGCUCUCCAGCUACAGGCAGAGCAAGACAACCUGGCAGAUGCAGAGGAACGCUGUGACCUGCUGAUCAAGUCCAAGAUCCAGCUGGAGGCCAAGGUGAAGGAGCUGAUGGAGCGUGUGGAGGAUGAGGAGGAGAUGAACUCAGAGCUCACAGCCAAGAGGCGCAAGCUGGAGGAUGAGUGUGCAGAGCUGAAGAAGGACAUUGAUGACCUAGAGAUCACACUGGCCAAGGUGGAGAAGGAGAAGCAUGCCACAGAGAACAAGGUUAAAAACCUGAUUGAGGAGAUGGCUGCUCUGGAUGAGGUCAUUGCCAAGCUGACAAAGGAGAAGAAAGCCCUGCAAGAGGCCCAUCAGCAGGCUCUGGAUGACCUGCAGGCUGAGGAAGACAAGGUCAACACACUGACCAAAGCCAGGGUCAAACUGGAGCAGCAAGUGGAUGAUCUGGAAAGCUCACUUGAGCAAGAAAAGAAGGUCCGCAUGGACCUGGAAAGAGCAAAGAGGAAGCUUGAAGGAGACCUGAAGCUGACACAAGAGUCUGUAAUGGAUCUGGAGAAUGACAAACAGCAGCUGGAGGAGAAACUCAAGAAGAAAGACUUUGAAAUGAGUCAGCUGAAUUCAAGGAUUGAAGAUGGGCAAGUGACUGAGGCCCAGCUGCAAAAGAAGAUCAAGGAGGUCCAGGCCCGUGUUGAGGAGCUGGAGGAGGAGCUGGAGGCCGAACGUGCAGCCAGAGCCAAGGUGGAGAAGCAGCGUGCGGAGGUGUCGCGGGAGCUGGAGGAGCUGAGUGAGAGGCUGGAGGAGGCUGGUGGGACAACAGCCACACAGCUGGAGAUGAACAAGAAGAGGGAGGCAGAAUUCCUGAAGCUGAGGCGGGACCUGGAGGAGGCAACCCUGCAGCACGAGGCCAUGGCAGCUGCCCUGAGGAAGAAGCACGCGGACAGCGUGGCCGAGCUGAGCGAGCAGAUCGACAACCUGCAGCGCGUCAAGCAGAAGCUGGAGAAGGAGAAGAGUGAGAUGAAGAUGGAGGUGGAUGACCUGUCUUCCAACGUUGAAUACGUCACCAAGAACAAGGCCAAUGCUGAGAAGCUGUGCCGCACCUAUGAGGACCAGCUGAACGAGGCCAAGUGCAAAGUGGACGAGCUGCAGCGACAGCUGAGCGACGUGAGCACACAGCGGGGCAGGCUGCAGACUGAGAAUGGGGAGCUUACUCGGCUGCUGGAGGAGAAGGAGUCCUUCAUCAAUCAGCUGAGCCGUGGCAAGAUCUCAUUCACUCAGAGCAUUGAGGAACUCAAAAGGCAGCUGGAGGAAGAGACCAAGAGCAAGAAUGCCCUGGCCCAUGCCCUGCAAGCCUCCCGGCACGACUGUGACCUGCUGCGGGAGCAGUACGAGGAGGAGGUGGAGGCCAAGAGUGAGCUCCAGAGGAACUUGUCCAAGGCCAAUGCUGAAGUGGCCCAGUGGAGAACCAAGUAUGAGACUGAUGCCAUCCAGAGGACUGAGGAGCUGGAGGAAGCCAAGAAGAAGUUGGCCACCCGGCUGCAGGAGGCAGAGGAGGCUGUAGAGGCUGCCCACGCCAAGUGCUCGUCGCUGGAGAAGACCAAACAUCGGCUGCAGACCGAGAUCGAGGACCUCUCGGUGGACCUGGAACGUGCCAACUCAGCCUGUGCUGCCCUGGACAAGAAGCAGCGCAACUUCGACAGGAUCCUGGCUGAGUGGAAGCAGAAGUAUGAGGAGACCCAGGUGGAGCUGGAGGCAUCUCAGAAGGAGUCACGCAGCCUGAGCACGGAGCUCUUCAAGCUCAAGAAUGCCUAUGAGGAGUCUCUGGACAACUUGGAGACCCUCAAGAGGGAGAACAAGAACCUGCAGGAGGAAAUUGCUGAUCUGACUGACCAGAUUGGUCUGGGUGGCAAAACCAUCCAUGAGCUGGAGAAGGUGAAGAAAGUCCUGGAGAGUGAGAAGAAUGAUAUCCAGGCAGCUCUGGAAGAGGCUGAGGGAGCCCUGGAGCACGAGGAGAGCAAGACUCUGCGCAUCCAGCUGGAGCUGAACCAGAUCAAGGCUGAGAUGGACAGGAAGCUGGCGGAGAAGGACGAGGAGUUUGAGAACCUGAGGCGCAACCACCAGCGCGCCAUGGACUCCAUGCAGGCCACG